Molecule: messenger RNA, 3851 nt
Organism: Seriola dumerili (greater amberjack)
Lineage: Eukaryota; Metazoa; Chordata; Actinopteri; Carangiformes; Carangidae
Gene: fig4a
Product: FIG4 phosphoinositide 5-phosphatase
Exons: 24
Coding region: 217-2946 (909 amino acids)
Biological process (GO): phosphatidylinositol dephosphorylation
Cellular component (GO): intracellular membrane-bounded organelle
Molecular function (GO): phosphatidylinositol-3,5-bisphosphate 5-phosphatase activity
Source: RefSeq, a predicted model, not a curated record
UUAAUGUUGCAUGCUCCUGAGUGCUAGCCGAAAAUACUUUGGCGGCUUACAGACAUAUUUAAUUCAUUGAAAACGUGCAAAGUUGUUGUUUUGACUGCCAGGGAAGAUGCAUACUAUCAUCACUGGAGACGAUUUGUGGCUAACACAGCUAGCUAGCUAAAUUAUUGCUCUUGUGUUGUCUCUUCUGGAUUGUGACUGGAGAAAACAGACAUAAAGAUGCCUCAGUCAGCGGCUAUCAUCAGUGGGAUCCAGAGGAUGGUUCUGUAUGAAACCAGAGCUAGGUAUUUUUUGGUGGGGAGCAAUCAGGCACAAACCAAACAUCGAGUCCUGAAGAUUGACCGCACAGAACCCAAGGACCUGGUCAUAAUUGAUGAUAAGCAUGUGUACAACCAGCAAGAGGUUCGGGAAUUGCUGGGCCGCCUUGACCUGGGCAACCGCACCAAAAUUGGCCAAAAGGGUUCCUCAGGUCUGUCCAGGGCUGUUUCAGCCUUUGGGAUUGUCGGGUUUGUACGUUUCCUGGAGGGGUACUACAUUGUGUUGAUCACCAAGCGCAGAAAAAUGGCUGACAUCGGUGGCCACUCCAUCUAUAAAAUUGAAGACACCAGCAUGAUCUACAUCCCCAAUGACUCGGUCAGGGUUACACACCCCGAUGAAGCAAGGUAUGUGCGGAUCUUUCAGAACGUGGACCUCUCCAGCAACUUCUACUUCAGCUACAGCUAUGACCUGAGCCACUCGUUGCAGUACAACCUGACUUUGCUGCAGAGGCCUUAUGAACUGUGGUCGUCAGCAGCUUCCUCCACUGAGGAAGAGGUACACACGCAGAGCAAGCAGGACAGUUUUGACAUCUUUGAAGAUGAGGGUUUGCCUACACAAGUUGUUUACGGCCUCCAGAAUGAGCCCUACUACAAGUACGUGUGGAACGGGAGGCUGCUGGAACGAGUCAAGGACAUAGUGCAUCAUGACUGGCUCAUGUAUAUAAUCCAUGGCUUUUGUGGCCAGUCCAAGCUUCUCAUCUAUGGCCGACCAGUUCACAUCACUCUCAUUGCCAGGAGAUCCAGCAAAUUCGCCGGGACCCGCUUCCUCAAAAGAGGAGCCAACUGUGAGGGGGAUGUUGCUAAUGAAGUAGAGACAGAGCAGAUCGUCCAUGACGCCUCAGUUAUGUCUUUCACAGCUGGAAGUUACUCCUCAUACGUCCAAGUGCGAGGUUCAGUCCCGCUCUACUGGUCCCAGGACAUUUCCACCAUGAUGCCAAAACCCCCCAUACGACUGGAUCAAGCUGACCCAUACGCCCAUGUAGCUGCCCUCCAUUUUGACCAGAUGCUACAGCGGUUUGGCUCCCCUAUUAUCAUCCUCAACCUGGUCAAGAAACGGGAAAAAAGGAAACAUGAGAAGAUCCUGAGUGAAGAGCUCUACCCAGCUGUGAUCAACCUAAAUCAGUUCCUCCCUCCAGACCACUGGAUCGACUACAUUGCCUGGGACAUGGCCCGCUACACCAAGAGUAAGUUGUGCAACGUUCUGGACCGUCUGAGUAUGAUCGCGGAGAACGUGGUCAAGAGAACAGGCUUCUUCAUUAAUCGAUCCAACUUCUACUGUCAUACCCUCAGACCGGAUGACAGGUGGGGAGAUGUAGGUGGACACAUCACAGGCAGUGGACGAGUGCAGACUGGUGUGUUGCGGACCAACUGUGUGGACUGUCUGGACCGAACCAAUACUGCCCAGUUCAUGGUGGGGAAGUGUGCACUGGCCUAUCAGCUUUAUGCGCUCGGAAUGAUUGACAAGCCGAAACUGCAGUUUGAUACUGACUGUGUGAGGUUGUUUGAAGAGCUGUACGAGGACCAUGGAGACACUCUGUCUCUGCAGUAUGGCGGCUCCCAGCUGGUCCAUAGGGUCAAGACCUACCGCAAGAUCGCCCCCUGGACUCAGCACUCCAAAGACAUCAUGCAGACCCUAUCUCGCUACUACAGCAAUGCUUUCUCAGAUGCCGACAGACAGGAUGCCAUCAACCUGUUUCUCCAAGUCUACCAGCCAUCAGAGUCCAAGCCGCACCUAUGGGAGCUGCCCACUGACUUCUACCUGCAUCAGAAGAGCACUAUGGCCCUCCCCCAAGACAGACGCAGCUACACACUGUGGUGGUCAGAGGGAAUCCUGUCUUAUCUUCCUGUUCCCUAUGAUGAAGUCCCCUGCGAGGACAACAUGAAGAAAGUCGAAGUGAAAAGAGUGAGCCGUUUUGAUGAGAGUACCGACCUCUACACAGAAUUCUUCAAACCUUAUGAAAUCACCUCCUUUGAUGACACGUUCUGCAUCGCCAUGACCAACUCCGCAAGGGAAUUUAUGCCCAAGACUGUAGGGGUGGAUCCAAGCCCAUUCACAGUUCGUAAGCCAGAGGAAACAGGGAAAUCAGUGCUGGGCAACAAGAGCAAUAAGGAGGAGACACUGCUCCAGAGGAAGACUGCUGCCAGUGCACCUCCUCCCCCGAGUGAAGAGGCCAUCUCCAGCACAUCAGAGGACGACUCCGAGGAAGACCGUGACGAUGACGGAUCUGUGUCCCAGCGCUCCACCCCGAUCAAACUGCUAACAGAGUCUGGAGAGAGCACUCGUACACAGGAGGAGCAGCAGCAGCAGACCGUGAAGGAGCCCUAUGGACUCAAUCUGGCCAAGUUUCCUGCUGAAAAAGACCUGCUCAUUUACCAAAGGUUUGCACAUCUGGGUGAGAGCCAGCACAAAGUGGAGAGAACUGAACACAUAAACCUGACAAACAUCAUCUGUUUAGAGCCAGUGUCCUGCUUUGCAGAGGACAGCAUCUACGCCGUUUCUCCUCCGCAUGCAGACAGAGAUAGCCGAGAUGUGUUUGAGAGCCACGUGAUGACAGGUCAGGGCCAGGUGAGGGCGCUGUGCAGGGACGACAUGUUGAUGUACAGGGAGUACGUCAAGAACAGGUACAUGUGAGACACAGCUGACAUGAACCAGAUCUCUAUUACCAUCAUGCGUGUCUAGGAUGAUCAGCUGUAGUCCAACACGACAUUCCUACUUUAAGACUCUGAAGGUUAUGGAUUCAAGUUUUUUCUUUGUAACUACAGGACAGAGCAAAUAGAUAGUGUCUUGCCUAAAAAUCCAUUUUGCUUCAUCUACCCACCUCUUCAAAUGUUUCUUAUUUCUGCCUUAUUUCUGGAGAAGACUAUCCAUAAUGAAGAUAAUGGUUCAUAAGCAACCCACGUAUCCUGUACUUGGACUAAACUAAAUGGGUUGAUUUUAUUUUUUUAUUUUUUAUUUUUUUUUGUAAUUAAUCAAAGUCCUUUGUGUGUUUUAGUAGCUUCAAAUCUAAUCAGUUUUUUACUCAUUCAGACUUGCCUUAACAGGCUGCCUUUAUGGUUCUUUUUAUUUUUUGUUUGUUAUUUUCCAUCAAUUUAAAUUUUUAAUUGCAAAUCUUUUUAAAAAGUUUAUUUAACUAUAUAUGUACAGUAUAUUUCAAAAAUGUUAAUUGUUUUUGACCCAAAUGUUUGGAACCAUUAGUCAGAUUGAAGGUCCAAAGAUUGUAAUGACUACUUCUCUAAAAUCCACCUCAGAUGUGAGUUUUGAUUGUCCUUUUAUUCAUUUUGUUAAAUCCGUUUCAUGUCAUUUGAGCCUUUAAAAUCUGUUUAAAAAAGUCUUGACAUGAAUACAUGUUUGCUUGUAUAUUAAUUGGUCAGAAACAGUGCUAAACAGUGCUGAACAGUGUUACAAAAUGCAAGUCGUACAUGUACUGUCGAUCCACGUCCAGGUCUUUUUUUUUUUUUUAAGAUCAUUCACUUUUCUGAUCAUAUUUUGAGGAGUGCACUGCACGCUUUGAUUAAAACCUGGAUUUUUAAACCUGA